Messenger RNA from Saccoglossus kowalevskii, 408 nucleotides. RefSeq lists its product as uncharacterized. The record is from RefSeq and is a predicted model, not a curated record. Lineage: Eukaryota; Metazoa; Hemichordata; Enteropneusta; Harrimaniidae.
AUGGUGUCAACAUUGGAAAGCAUAUCACUAGCAUCAAGAGCGGACUCCACAGCCACGAGUUAUCAUAACGCAUUCAGUAGAUGGGCAAAAUUCGCCAAAAGAUGCGGUUUCCAGGUAUUUCCUGCCAAUCUUUCCCACGCGUCAUUAUGUCUAACUAGUCUGAUUGAGGGCGCAAUUCAUAGCCAGAAGACGAAACAGUGCGUGGAAUCGGCAUGCUAUAGCAUUCAGUGGAUGCACACUUUGGCCGGUUUGCCGUCACCUACUCAACAUCCUUUUAUCAAGAACAUUGUGGAAUCCUCCAGACGGUUACUUGGCAAACCACCAAUCAAGAAAGAGCCCGUUACAACAAGUAUUUUGUGCAGUCUGGUUGAACUCUUAAAGCAUUCAGGUUCUUUAAAAGAUAUCUGA